Molecule: messenger RNA, 314 nt
Organism: Rotaria sp. Silwood1
Lineage: Eukaryota; Metazoa; Rotifera; Eurotatoria; Philodinida; Philodinidae
Source: the annotation of a GenBank genome assembly
AUGAAUGGGGUAACUGUUGCUGGAGGCAUUGAAAAAGGCGCUGCUACCAACCAACUCUUCCGACCUCAAGGUUUCUUUGUUGAUGAUGAUCAAACUAUGGUCAUUGCUGACUACGGUAAUCAUCGUAUCAUCCAAUGGAAGAUCGGUGAUACCGAUGGACAAGUAGUAGCUGGUGGCAAUGGCAAAGGAAGUGAAUUCGAUCAACUAAAUAGUCCAACGGAUGUAUUGAUCGACAAAGAGAUGAAUAGGCUCAUUAUUUGCGAUGCAAUGAAUGGAAGAGUCGUACAAUGGUCUCGUCGUAAUGGCACAACUCA